Messenger RNA from Rattus rattus (black rat), 1109 nucleotides. RefSeq lists its product as uncharacterized. Gene Ontology annotation, cellular component: membrane. The record is from RefSeq and is a predicted model, not a curated record. The coding region runs from base 41 to 1012 and encodes 323 amino acids. The transcript has a single exon. Lineage: Eukaryota; Metazoa; Chordata; Mammalia; Rodentia; Muridae.
GAGUCACAGGGAUCUCCACAGGCACAGUUCGGCCUCCACCAUGAAGCCCUCUGCAGACGUGCUUCAGAUCAUCGCCUGCACCGUUCUCAUCCUCGUGAGCUUCGUAGGAAACGUGUGUUUAUUUUAUUCCACAAGUAAGUGCCUCACCGGGGGCCUGCAGACAUCUUUUCUCCUCAUUAUCAGCCUCGUGUUUGUCCACCUUAUUAAAAACCUGGUGGUGAACAUCCUCAAGAUUGUUUAUUCUUCCGGUAUCUUGCUGGACUCAGUUGGUUGCAAAGCUCUACACUUCACCGCAGCGCUGACAACUUCCCUGACCAUCUGGUUCAUGUUACUCUUUGCCUUGUUCUACCACCGGAAGCUUUACCAAAUUGUCUACCCCUUGAGCGGAGCUGCAAACCUGAACCAACAGAAGUAUUCUGUGAAGGGUAUUUCUGCACUCUGGGUGGCUGGUGUGGCAGUGUAUAUCCCAGUGUUGAUAUAUACUAGAAAACCAGAGAGCCUCAAUUCUGGAAAUGAUACAGGCCCCCUGUCUACUAAAAGGAUUUACAUGGACUGCCUAAGUGGCUUUGCAAACGAGCAGGUAGAGUUUUACUAUGGGAAAAUAUUCUUAGUUCUGAUUGAUAUUCUUCCUCUGGCUAUCUUAGUAUUUGUCUGUUCCUGGAUGGCUCUCCUCCUCUUAGAGAAGAAGAAGAUGACAUAUGGCGACAUCUGGGUUGGAGAGGAUGACUCAGAAACGGAGGUCCUCCGAGGGGCCAAGUUCAGUAUCUUGUUAAUGCUGCUCAUCACCACGCUUUGGGUCUCUCACUUUAUCUUAGUCUAUUUUUUGAAGGAUUUGGCAGCGUGUGUCUUUAUCCCAGCUGUUCUCACAGCCCUGUCCUCUGGCUUCUCUGCUCUCAGUCCUUUCCUGCUUAUGUUGGUUAAUUACAAAAUGAAGCUGGUGUCUUUCUGUGGAGCCCAACGGGAAAAAUCCACACCACAGCCUCCAGACGUCAUUCUUUCUCCGUAUGCUUAAUGGCUGAGGGAAUGGGCUCAAGUGAAGCUUGAAAAAGCUGGCCCUGUCACUGAAGGGCAUGGCUGCAGCUUUCAAAGCCCUCAGCAAAUUUUCCAAA